This is a messenger RNA of Saitoella complicata NRRL Y-17804, 951 nucleotides long. RefSeq lists its product as uncharacterized. The record is from RefSeq and is a predicted model, not a curated record. The transcript has a single exon. Lineage: Eukaryota; Fungi; Ascomycota; Saitoellomycetes; Saitoellales; Saitoellaceae. The coding region runs from base 53 to 658 and encodes 201 amino acids.
UACCAGCAACACCAUCACGCCGACGACAAUUUCCAACCGACCGAAAAUUAGGAUGAAUACAACCGGAGACACCUCCACAUACCGUCGCGACACAGUGCGUACUCGCGCCUCACCUUCUUUGUCCCGGACGGUGGAUAUAUCCGCCCUAGACGCUUCCCUCACGCGCCGGGUCGAGGAGUUCCGGCAAUUGGAUCUGGGUCUGCGGCAGCAGGUUCAUGAGUUACGGGAUCAGUUGGUUACGGCGGAUAGAUUACUGCGAGAAAGCGAGCGCAGCCGGGCGUGGUGGAAGAAUAGGGUGCAAGUGCUGGAUGCACGGUGUCGGGAACAGGAGCGUGCGAUCAGGCAAUUGAAGUUGAAGACAGCGCAGUACGCAACCUAUGAUCCUGUGAAACAUGCUCUGGAGCUAAAAGUGUGUGCAGACUCGAGGAUCAACACGCCCUCGACCUCUCCCUCCGCGACCUCCCCAAACCAAAACCUCGUACCCGCACAGUCUCAAUUCAAACAUCCCUCCCCGCCUCCACCACUCAGUCCACCAACAUCUCCGCCGACCGCGAACGAGACACCGCAAUUGAACUGCUUAUCUCAACACUCUGGAACGUCGAACAUACCCUCUCCUCCCGCUCCUGUACCUGUCAUAUCCAUCUUCGACGAUUAUUAAGGAAGAAUCCGAUCACGGCGGAGGUGCUGGGGGGGUUGCGGCAUCCGCAUCAUAAGGAGCUGAAGAAGACGAGGUUGGUGAGGACGAAGAGGGAGUUCGAGGCGGUGGGGAAGGCUGUGGAGGGGUUAGUGGAGGACAAUGAUAUUAUGGAGGAGGAGCUGAGGAGGGAAUGGCUGAGGCCGGCUGAGUCUGGUGGUCAGGCAGAACCAGGAAGAGGGAGGAGUAGGGACAGUGAAGACUUAUGACAGAACCAUAAGAGAUACCCAAAAUACCAAUGAGAAGAGUGUGCAAAG